AUGCCUCAUCAGCUCGAAACACAAGUGCUGGCCAAAAGGCUCAAGGGCCAGAAGCUGGUGAUUCCUGAUCUCAAGCCCAUCUUCUCACAUUGGCCAAGUUUGGCAAAUGAAAACUAUGGCCGGAUGAAGGAUGUGGUUGACAGAAAGCUACCUCACAUACUCCCAAGUGCAAAACAUCAACAAGCCGUCAAGGACGCAGAUCCAGCUUUAUUAGCAGCCAGAUGGUGGCCCACAUCAACUUGGGAAGCUUUCCAAGUCAUGACAGAUUUGACCAUAUGGUUCGGCAUUUGGGACGACUAUGUUGAGCGGCUCGAGGAUCCAGACGAAGCCGAAGAGUUCAGAUGCGCCACAAAGACCUUUGUUGCUCAGACUUUUGGAUUGUCCAACCAGGCGAGCAAGCCAGCGCCCCUGAAUCCCCUGAUAAGGAAUUUUGGAGAAAUUGCCGAAAAGAUCCGGGGUGCUUAUGAUAUUGAACAAAGAGAAGAACUUUUAAGACACUUUGAUCAGUAUAUCGACGCCACGAGGGUAGAAACUGAGUUUGAGAAGAGUGAAUCAGUCCCCAGCCUGGAGAGGUACUGGGAGGUGAGGACUCUUACCAGUGGAAUGGGCACACUACUGGGAAUGUCAGAAUUUGCUCUCGGAGUCAAGCUUCCCAUGAGCGUCGUCACAUCAAGAGCCUACGAGACGCUGUGGCUGUCUACUAUUGUGAUCAAUUCAAUCGUCAACGACUUGAUCUCGCUAAAGAAGGAGAUGCGUGCCGGUAGCGUCCUGAGCUCCGUGGCCAUCAUGUUCCACGCGUCCAACGACCUGGACUUGGCCGUGCAGCUGUCGGUGGAUCACAUCCAGCAGCUCGUCGAGGUCUAUGACAGCACAGCCAUGAUGCUGCUCGAAGAUGUUGUGGAAGAUGUAGAGACGCGCCAGGCUCUAUCAAAAGUCAUUGACCUGUUCCGAAUGGUGAAUACUGGUAAUCUUGAGUGGAGCCUUGGCGCCAAGAGGUAUGGUGUUUCUGACUUUAUUCAAGAGGACGGGAGUAUCGAGGUAACUCUGUAA
Pestalotiopsis fici W106-1 is the source of this 1050-nucleotide messenger RNA. RefSeq lists its product as uncharacterized. NCBI's taxonomy places the organism in Eukaryota, Fungi, Ascomycota, Sordariomycetes, Amphisphaeriales, Sporocadaceae. The transcript has 7 exons. Bases 1 to 1050 code for a protein of 349 amino acids. The record is from RefSeq and is a predicted model, not a curated record.